Messenger RNA from Rubroshorea leprosula, 2261 nucleotides. Lineage: Eukaryota; Viridiplantae; Streptophyta; Magnoliopsida; Malvales; Dipterocarpaceae. The record is from the annotation of a GenBank genome assembly.
GGUGGCAGGGACGCCGUUGAUGAGAAUCAAGGUAUUGCCGGAGUUUGCCCCUCCAGUUUUCCUGCGCCGAUUUCAGAGGAGUUUAUCAUUGCGAGCAGCAAUUGAUGGCGUAGUUGAUAGAGAUGCACCAGUUAGAGUGCGCUUUGCACCUUCUCCCACCGGAAACCUACAUGUUGGCGGCGCUAGAACUGCUCUCUUCAAUUACUUGUUUGCAAGGUCGAAAGGAGGGAAAUUUGUGCUGAGAAUUGAAGACACUGAUUUGGAGAGAUCGACUCGGGAAUCGGAGGAGGCUAUGCUUCGAGAUUUAACUUGGCUAGGACUGGAUUGGGAUGAAGGCCCUGGCAUUGGUGGGGACUCCGGUCCGUAUAGGCAGUCCGAAAGGAAUUCACUUUACAAGGAGUAUGCUGAGAAGCUCUUAGAAUCUGGUCAAGUUUAUCGCUGCUUUUGUUCUAAUGAGGAACUUGAGAAAAUGAAGGAAAUUGCCAAAAUAAAGCAACUGCCACCAGUGUACACAGGAAAGUGGGCCACUGCAAGUGAUGAAGAAGUACAGGAAGAGCUAGAUAAGGGAACUCCAUAUACAUAUCGAUUUCGGGUUCCAAAAGAAGGGAGAUUGAUGAUUAAUGACCUUAUUCGAGGUGAAGUUAGUUGGAAUUUAAAUACACUUGGAGACUUUGUUAUCAUGAGGAGCAAUGGGCAACCAGUUUACAACUUUUGUGUUACUGUUGAUGAUGCUACAAUGGCUAUCUCACAUGUUAUAAGAGCUGAAGAGCAUUUACCAAAUACAUUAAGGCAAGCCCUAAUAUACAAGGCUCUUGGAUUACCCAUGCCUUCUUUUGCCCAUGUCUCUUUAAUUCUUGCACCUGAUAGGAGUAAACUCUCAAAAAGACAUGGUGCUACUUCAGUUGGUCAGUUCAGGGAGAUGGGAUAUCUACCUCAAGCAAUGGUGAAUUACUUGGCACUUUUAGGUUGGGGCGAUGGCACAGAAAAUGAAUUUUUCACAGUCGAGCAACUUGUUGAGAAGUUCUCAAUUGAUCGUGUUAACAAACAUGGUGCCAUUUUUGAUUCUACCAAGUUAAGGUGGAUGAAUGGUCAGCAUUUAAGAGCACUUCCAUUCGAGAAGUUGACCAAACUUAUUGGUGAGCACUGGAAAAGCAAUGGUGUCCUCACAGAAUCAGAAGGGCCAUUUAUAGAUGAGGCAGUUCAGCUUCUUGCGGAUGGCAUUGACUUGGUCACAGAUUCAGAUAAUGAACUUUCAAAGUUGCUGUCCUAUCCUUUGCUUGAUACCCUGAUGAGCUCUGAAGGUAAAUGUAUUGUAGAAGAUAAGCUUUCGGAAGUUUCAGCCAGUCUCUUAGCUGCGUAUGAUAGUGGUGAACUGCUUGGUGCUCUUGAAGAAGGUUCUGCUUGCUGGCAGAAGUGGGUGAAGAGCUUUGGCAAAACAUUGAAGCGCAAGGGGAAAUCACUUUUCUUGCCCUUGAGAGUGUUGCUAACUGGAAAGCUUCAUGGUCCUGAUAUGGGUUCCAGUGUACUCCUAUUACAUAAAGCUGGGACCUGUGGCAUUAUUGCUCCUCAAGUUGGGUUUGUGACUUUGAAAGAAAGAUUUGAAAUGCUGAGGCAAAUGGACUGGGAAGUGUUGAAUAAGGAUCAGCCAGUCUUUGAGCCUGCAACCAAUUGAAUGGAGACUAAAACGCUCUUUUUUAUAAGAGCAUUCAGAAGUUGAAGAUUAUUACAUUUUGUUAAACAAACUUUUGGUUAUGUUUGAUUUUAUGCUUUUGAAGUUCUUUGAUGUGCUGUUGUUAUGAGCACUGAUUGGAUUAUGGUGGUCAACUGAGAUUUUUUUUUUUUUUUUUUAAACAGCUGAAUGUUUAAUUGAUGGAUGAUGAAAUGUGAGGAAAUGUGUCUUAUGAAGUUAGCUAACAGGCUAAGUUACGAUAAAUUUAUAGCAGUUACAGAUCGUCUUCCUUAAACCAGAUAAGGGAGAGAUAUAACUACCAUGAGAUAGAGAUACGAUGCUACAACCAUGUUUCCAUCAUCCAAUACCAAAUGUGAUACGAUACUACGACCAUGUUUCCAUAAUUAAGGUUCCAAAAGAUUAUACUCAGUCACAAAGUAAACAUAACCAAGCAAGUACAUAAACCAUCAUUUCCUUGUUCUCUCACCAUCGCCCCUAUUCUUCAUUUUUGCAGCAAACAUGAAUGCUAUUCAAAAACAUUAACAUCCAGCAUUGUCCUGACGCAAAUCUGCAAUACAGACACAGGUUUAAA